AUAUAAGAGCAUAAAUACUAAAAAGAUGUUAUAAUAUUAUUCUGAAAUGCACCAUGAAAACAGUGUAAAUGCACAAGGGACAGGGCAGGUCAAUCAGCCCAAGCAUACAAGAUACAAUGUGACACUUUACAUUCAGAAACACACAAAUAUUUUACGAUUCAUAAUGUCAAAAGGCACAAACACUGAGGGCUGGGUGUGAAUGUAACAUCACAAAGACGAUGCCGAGAUACCAAUGCCAUCAUGUACAUGGUGAAAAAAUGUGUGGGCUGAAGGAAAGGUAAUGUCAGGUAAUAACUAUGAGAGCCAUUAAGAUUAAACAGUCUGAUUUAAUUUUUCUUCCAUUAUAGCAACAAACAUUUAUUUUCACAGAGUAAGAACCUCAGAAGUUUUAGAAAUUCUCUGGGUUUCAUUAUAUUCAAGGGUCAGAUUUUAACACAGGUCAAAGACUGAGCUAUGCCACUGGCUGCCAAUCUCUAAAAACCAUGCAGACACACUGACAUUGUAAUUGUGACUGCUCAUGAGCUCAUGCAUGUGGUUUCUUUGCCGUUUGCCGUUGCAGUUAAGACAUCCUGACACGCCUGCCAGCCUUAAAAUGGCUGCUUAUCUCCUCUGACCACAGCCAUCUAAAUGUUAUGAGCGACAGCCCCAGUUUCAGUGGCAUCACAUGAAUCUCACAAUUUUGAUGACAUGCAGCAAGGAAACUUGUCACAAACUUAGAGAUUACUUGUCAUGUUGACAAAAGCGCUAAACUACAGACAGAUAAAUUCAGAUCUUUUCCUCAGUAAAUUACACGGUCAAAAUGUCUCCACAGAGACAGCUAACUUUGGCAAAUGGGUCAGGGCAGGAGAGGAUGAGGUGCAAAAGUGCAUCAAAAAUGAAAUAAUGGGGAACAUAAGUCUGGUUAGCAGGCGAUAUAUGGUUUGCCCGCUACAUCAUCAUCUGGAGGUCAAAGUCCCUGUCUCAAAGGCGUUCAAAUUAAUCACAGCUGAACAGAAGAGUUAUUCAGCCAGGCUCAGAGACAUGAUAACAGUAGUGUCACAGCUCAGCCAAUCUCAAAAUACUCAAUAUGUCACAGCGGACCAAAGGCACAGUUCAGCUGGUUAAGCUCUCCCUGGCUCUUUCUGUCUACCUCCACCCUCUCGCUCACGUGACUGAGGGUCUGGUUACAUAAACAUGUUCAGAUCCAGAGAAUGAAUCCAGCUCUACAGAUAUAUUUGAUGAUGGGAAAUGCUUCAGACACACCUGCUGUGUUUACCUCCACCAUCUCCAAGGAGCACGACAUCCUCAUGGGUUCACUCUACAGCGUAUUUUGUAUACUGUCCCUCAUGGCAAACUGCAUUCUGCUACUUGUUGCAUAUCACAAGCGAUCGACCUUGAAGCCAGCAGAGUUCUUCAUCGUCAAUCUCUCCAUCAGUGACCUUGGGAUGACGCUCUCUUUAUUCCCAUUGGCAAUACCUUCACUUUUUUCACACAGGUGGCUGUUUGGAGAAAUCACCUGUCAGCUCUAUGCUAUGUGUGGAGUACUAUUUGGUCUAUGCAGCUUGACCAACCUCACAGCCCUCUCUUUAGUGUGCUGCCUUAAAGUCUGCUUCCCGAACCAUGGUAACAAGUUCUCCUCGUCACAUGCCCGCCUCCUGGUGGUUGGAGUGUGGUGUUAUGCAUCUGUGUUUGCUGUAGGGCCCUUGGCACAGUGGGGACAUUACAGUCUUGAACCUUACGGCACAGCCUGCUGCAUUGACUGGCAUGCACCCAACCACGAGCUUUCAGCUUUGUCUUACAUCGUCUGCCUUUUCGUCUUUUGCUAUGCACUGCCCUGCACCGUCAUCUUCCUCUCCUACACUUUCAUUCUGCUGACAGUGCGGGGGUCACGCCAGGCUGUCCAGCAGCAUGUGUCACCACAGACCAAGACCACCAAUGCACACACUCUCAUUGUCAAGCUGUCAGUAGCAGUAUGUAUAGGCUUCCUGGGUGCCUGGAGCCCAUAUGCUGCCGUGGCCAUGUGGGCUGCUUUCGGAGACGCCACACAGGUUCCUCCUGAUGCAUUCGCCCUUGCCGCUGUGUUAGCCAAGUCUUCGACUAUCUACAACCCCAUGGUCUACCUGCUGUGUAAGCCCAACUUUCGCGAGUGUCUCUACAGAGACACAUCUAUGUUACGACAGAGGAUCUACAGGGCAAGUCCACAGUCAGAUCCGAAAGAACGUUUCGGAUCCACCUCACAGCGCAACAAGGACGUAAGCAUCUCCACGCGUCUCUCAAACGGACAGCAGGAGAGCUAUGGGGCGUGUCUGCACUGCACUGAGAAUGCAGCACCGUGUCAUGUGACCGCACCCCAAAGGACUGCCUGCAUCCUGACUGGAUCCACCUACAGAGAGGUGACAGUUAACCAGCUCUCAGCCAAACCACAGGCUGAUUUACUCUAGUGGUACAACCGACUUCUUUCGUGAAGCAAACAAGACAAAACAGGUGCUCAAAAACACAGAGAUUUCUUGGCAUGGACAACAAAACAACAAAGGACCUGCACAAGUUAUAAUUAGUGAGUGUGUCACUAAGACUUUAUAGCAUGACAACACCAGUCUUGCAAGGACCUUCGAUAGCAUCCUUCCUGAAAGUCACUCAUAAAUGGCCCUUUCAUUGUGAAAAGAUUUUUAAAAAAUCCACACUGGGCUUACUUCAUCUGAGAAGAUUUGCCACAGAAAUGUAUACUUGGAAUGUCUUGAUGCCUACUUCUGUGUCAGCUUGUUUCCUGUUUCAUUUUAAUGUACAGUAAUUUAACUGGAUUCUGCAAGGAGCAGAAAAUGAGACUGGAGUAUCCCUGCUGGCUUCAAGGUUAAUUAGAUAAAUGUGUGACAUUUUAAAGCAGAACAUACUGCUUAAUGGAUAAACCAUGUUUAAUAUCUGGCCAGUGCGAACAAAUCACAUUAUAAGAAAAAAGAUAAGGAGAAUUAUUGUGAAGGAUUGUAAAGAAGAUGAAGAAAUUGUUUAUGGUCCUUCCUGUGAUAGCAAGACUAACAGGUUAAUGUGUAACCAAAGGAUAUGUGUAACCCUAACCCCAACACCCAACUCUAACCCCCAGGUGGUGAAGAUGAUAAAAUAUUCACUCCCUUCAGGCUUGAAUGUUUCUAUGGACAUUUUGUCCUUGUCACCAUUGGAAUCCAUCGUAACAGAGACAUAAAAUCAAACUGACAGCUGCUGUUUUCUGUAAGGAAUGAAACAACCAACUUUUAACAGCCACUUCAAGCCAGGUCGAGGGGGGUCGAGUGUUGAUGGUGGAGUAUCACUUAAGUGAAGACGCCCGUACUUGAUGAGGCUCUACUGUGCCAUGUGGCCUGCAGUCAUUCUCCUACUGUAGACUGCCAGAUAAAACCGGCAAAACCGAGUUUGCACACUGCAAACCUUAAGACUGUUUCCCAGAAAGAAAAUCUAAUUUGGACACAUGAAAAUGGGACUAGUCAAUUUUACCUCAUGUUUAGGCAUUAACUUUGACAGAAAUGUAUACUUUUAUCUAGUGACCAACCCAAGUCUCUUUCCUUUGGAGGAUUCCUUAACUUAUAUUUUUAAUCUUGAUCUGCUUUGUAAAGAAAACACAGUACUUACUAACAUGAGUGACACCUGUAAUUUCAGACCAUUUCACAGGACCUUUUCAAAACAAUCGUCUGUUCAGGAAACAAGAGAAACCAGGGGAAGUUCAAUUUUUUUUUAAUUAAAUGUCCAGGGAAAACAAUGGACAAUAGGAUUUUCAAAGUAGCCCAUAGCAGUGAAAAUGUUUGAAGCUCCUUGGUUACAGAUAAUCAUGUUCUGAAUCAUUUUCUAAUUAUGUUUUUGAUUAGCAUUAAUUGACAGAAGUGUCUAUAAUCUCUAAUGCAUAUUAGAUUAUAGAUGCUCUUAAGUUUGUAUGCUAAUUUAUGCGCAUUAACUGUAAAAAUGAAGCUAUCAAUUAAAAUAAAUUAUCUUUGGAAUUUAA
This is a messenger RNA of Siniperca chuatsi (mandarin fish), 3961 nucleotides long. RefSeq names its product opsin 7, group member d (gene opn7d). The transcript has 6 exons. Gene Ontology annotation, cellular component: membrane. Gene Ontology annotation, molecular function: G protein-coupled receptor activity. The coding region runs from base 1191 to 2420 and encodes 409 amino acids. NCBI's taxonomy places the organism in Eukaryota, Metazoa, Chordata, Actinopteri, Centrarchiformes, Sinipercidae. Gene Ontology annotation, biological process: visual perception; G protein-coupled receptor signaling pathway. The record is from RefSeq and is a predicted model, not a curated record.